Messenger RNA from Nymphaea colorata (pocket water lily), 5812 nucleotides. RefSeq lists its product as uncharacterized. The record is from RefSeq and is a predicted model, not a curated record. Gene Ontology annotation, biological process: transcription initiation at RNA polymerase III promoter. Gene Ontology annotation, molecular function: protein binding; histone acetyltransferase activity. Gene Ontology annotation, cellular component: transcription factor TFIIIC complex. Lineage: Eukaryota; Viridiplantae; Streptophyta; Magnoliopsida; Nymphaeales; Nymphaeaceae. The transcript is spliced from 20 exons. The coding region runs from base 469 to 3789 and encodes 1106 amino acids.
UUUGAUGCUUUUUUGCUCUUUCUCUCUAUCCCUCUCUCUCGGGAGGAAACGGACACUGAGGGGGUUUGAUCUGCGGUUCCUGACGAUCUUCCAAGACUUCCUCCCUUCCACCGAUUCCGCGCGCAUCGUCCCGAUUUGAUCCCGCGACCUCCCCUCAAGACAAAAGAGCGCCAAGAUCCAUCUCUCCCGCGCAAUCCUUCUUCUCCUCAACGUUCAAAAGGGCUUUGAUCUGCCGCCCACUCCUACGCAGCUCGUUGCCGGCAUCCAGCCGUUGCUGCAUCGCCUGAACUGCCAGGAUUCCGGCGAAGCACGCGUAUCUCCGUCGUCGUACGGUCUCUGCUCACUGUUUCGGCAUGCAUACGUCUUGCCGUCCUUCUGAUUGACAAUCAAAGCGGUCUAUUGCUUCCGGCGAGAGAUCCACUUCAGAUCUCUUGCCGUGGAUCGGUGCUCGCGGUUGAAAAGAGAGCAAUGGGGUCGCGUUUCGAUGCGACGUAUCUCUCCGCGUCCCCGUGCUACCCUAACGCCAUUGCCUGGUCCGAAGAGAACUUGCUUGCUGUUGGGUCUGGCCAUGUCGUGACUGUUCUGAAUCCGUCUUCGCUUUCUGGACCGCGAGGUUGGAUCACGCUUCGCAGUAGGCCGCCGGUUCAGAUAGGAGUAGUGAAGAGGCAAGAUCUUUUGGCUCCAUGUUUGUUGCCGACAUGCUUGACUCGCGAUACACGUCCAUGUGUUCGAUCCAUGUCUUGGUCGCAUCAAGGACUAGCUCCUAAUUCAGGAUGCUUGCUUGCUGUUUGCACCAUUGAUGGCAACGUGAAACUUUAUCGUGCACCAUUUUGUGAUUUCCGUGCCGAGUGGGUAGAUGUUCUGGACAUAUCUGACAAAUUGUAUGGUUAUUAUCUCAGUGUCAAUUUUGAGGAGAUUUUGAAUGGAUCCACAGGGCAUUUUCACAAAAUUGGAGGACAGUAUCAGACAAUUUUGUCUACGAGUGCUGUUCAAGACAGGGGGUUCAGUCUUCAGGCAACUAAGAAGGCAUGUGUAAAAGAGGACCUCAGACGUGUUUCUAGGGACUCAAAAAAUCGUAUGGAUGAGAAUCAUGAUGACAACAGCGACGAGGAUGAUGAUGAUGAUGACAGUGACGAUGAUGAUGAUGAUGGCGAUGCCAACAACGCAGAGAACUGUGUGCAACCUUCAGAAAAUUCUACCACUAUCUCCACAGAGCUGGCACUGAUUCCAUGCAUGUUCUCUGAAGGCACCUCAGUUGAGGUUCUUAAACAUGAGUCUUCUCAAAGGUUCUGGAUUAAUGGAAAAAUUGUGCGCAUUAGUGAGGGAAAAGCAUUUGUCCACUUUGCUGAAGCUAUUGAAGAGCAACAUGAUGGGUGGUUUUCAUUGAAAUUUGGACCUGAUAAAGGAAAAGAGGCUGCUUCAUCUUUUAACAUGCGCCCAACACUUGAUUUAGGCAGGCUGCCAAAUGAAAUAUAUUUGGUAGAACAUAGCAAAGAGGUGAUGGAGGUCCUUGUGAAAGGGCAACUUGUGGAAGCUUGGGUUGAUAACAGAUGGAUAGAAGGUGCAUUUUUGGGAACUAGUGAUGCUCAGCUGUUAAUAGAUUUACAUGGUGAUUAUGGCCGCUUUAUUUUAAGUCCUGAAAAUGUUCGCCUCAUGCCUAUAUGGAUUCCUGAUGAGAACUCAUGGCAAAUUACUGUGGUGAAGCUGAGGAAGAUGACAACAAGUUUGCAUGAUGUUCCUGAUGUCAAAUGUGCCACUGGCACGGGAAGGAACAUAAAUCAAGAUAAGCGCAAGGAAAGUUCAAGGAAGAGACAUGAAGAAAAUGCAUUUCCAACUUCCUUAUCUGCAGAGGAGUACGUCUUUCGUAGCAACCUGUUAUCGUCACUUGUUGUUUCAUGGUCGCCUAUGCUGCAUUUGUCAACUAAUCUGGGUGCUGUUGCUAUAAGUGGCUUCUCCAAGACAUGUGCUUUACUUGCAGUUGGUGGGAAAUGUGGAAAAAUUUCCUUUUGGAGAUUCAAUGAACCAAACUCUUACACUGUUGAUCAGUGCCCAGUCUCUGUUGAUGCGACGCUUGUUGGGAUCCUCCAAGCUCACACUUCUUGGGUUACUGCAAUAAGCUGGGUUGUUCUAGAGUCUGCACCAAAGUUUCUCUUAGCUACUGGGAGCUGUGAUGGGUGUGUGAAGUUAUGGCUAGGAGAUAUUGAAGGAAUGGUCACACCUAAGGAAGUGAAUGAUGAUUGUGUUUGUCUUUUGAGAGAGGUGAUAGUUGCAGCUGGCCCUGUCUCUGUGCUUUCAUGUGUUGCACCUUCAAAGUCUCCCAACGAAAUUCUUUUGGCAGUGGGAAAAGGAUCUGGCUUAUUAGAGGUGUUGAGCUGUGAUAUAUCAAGUGGUGAAAUUAAAUUUAAUAGGCAAUUUAAUGCGCAUGAUCAAGUGGUCACUGGCGUUGCUUGGGCUUUUGAUGGUCAUUGCUUGUACAGCUGCAGUCAGGACAACUCCGUUCAUUGCUGGAUAUUGCAAGCUGACACUCUUUGUCUGGUUCACUUCCCUCUAAACUCUCCUAGUCUUGCUUAUGAUAGUAAGAGGACGUCUAGUGAGAUACCACGGCAUAUAUUUGAUUCCUGUUACGGUCUGGCAUUAUCCCCUGGAAACUUGGUUCUUGGUGUGGUUCACAGUGUUGACACUGCCCUUGUUGAUCCUAUGUAUGAAUCAAGGGCCCAGAGAGCGGCUGUGGAAUUGAUCUGGACUGGUGGUAUGAUCAGUGUUUCUCUGGACAAUCUGCCUGAUGAAUAUGUUGAUGCUGUUCCUGGUUUCUCUGACAAGGACCUGGUUUGCUGGCAAUCCAGCAUCUUGUGGACCCUUGAGCAGUAUGCUUGUCCAGCAAAGCCUCUUAUCCUUUGGGAUAUAAUGGAAGCACUCCUAGCUUUUAAUCAAGUUUCACCAAAUUAUGUUGAGACUAUUCUUUAUAACUGGUUCUUAAGCUGGUGGCCUGACCCAGAUUCCUUGGUUUCUCUUGAAUCAAUGUUGUCUUCCGCACCUAAUUUGCUACACAUAAUUGAUUCCAGGCACAUGCACAUGAUCAAUAUUGUCUGUAGACGACUGGUGCUGCCUGAAAUGAAGAGUGUGGCAUACAGCAGUAAACAUGAACUGCAGUCUGUUGACGUUGAGGCAGUUAAACUGUGGUCGAACCUACUUCUACAUAGUGAAGCUGAAUUACAGAGGCGGCUUGUUGGUUUAACUUUUUCCGCUGUACUAUACCUUGCUUCUGGUACUGCCAGCGCACUUCCUCUAGAUAGGCCAUGUUGGUUUCCAACAGGAGUUGCACAAAUGCAGCAGUGGGUAGUUAUGAACAAUAACUUGAUCCCUGAUGACCUUAAACUCCUCAAAUUGGAGGUUGAUAAGAUUCAGAAAAGGCUUUUUUCUGUAUGUGAAUAUGUUCCAGAAGAAUGGUGUAGCUUUUGUCCUUCACUAGUACCAUUUGAAUCUCCAGAGGUGGCGUAUUGUGAUGGUACUGGAUGCAACUAUGUAGGUGGAGAAAAGCACAAACUUCUGCGAUGUGCAGCUUCCAUGCAGGUUUGUGAUGCUAGCCCGUCAUGGUUUUGCAUGUGCUGCCAAAGAUAUGUCUACAAACUCGCACCAAGUACGCUGUUUAUGGUACAUUCAUCACAAUAUUUUGGUCGUAUGACAGAGUCAACCUUUCUGCAGACAUAUUCAAUACCUUGCUGUCCUUUUUGUGGGAUACUUCUGCAGAGAUUACAGCCAGAAUUCCUUCUUUCUACAUGCUUAGUUUAAGUGUGUCUUGGCACUGAGCUCGAUUAAGUUGAUUUAUGUUUGGAUCCGAUUCAAUGUCUUCAAGCUAUGGUGUGCAAGAGUGCCGAUGUCAGUGUCUUCACUGAAGCUCUUGGUUCUUCUCACUUAAUAGGUGUAGUUAUCUUAUUGUGAGAACAACAUCGUUCAUCAAAUAUUCUGCCAUCUAAGUGAUCAUGAAUAAUCCUGGACAAGUAGGGGGAUGCUUCUCUCUGUGGGAAUACAUUUGGACAAUGUCAUCUGGCCUAAGCAAAUUGGUUCUUUUUAUUCUGCUAGAGAAAUCAAGCCAUAUUAAGGCUUCAGUUUUGAUGGUUACUUGUAUAAAUCUGGAAAACAGUUUAGAACCCCUACAUGCUUGCUUGGAAAAUUCAGAACUUAAGUGAACAAUGGCUUGAGUGUGAAGUUUCAUUUUGUGAUACUUCUGUGGCUGGCAGUUUUCAUCAUCCCAUGAUUCCAACUGGGAAUGUUCAAGUUUCAUGUAAGAAGGAUUAUUGCUGAAAAUUCUUUUUAGAAUUCUUGAGCAGCUACAUGACAGGAAUGCAGAUGCAGCUGAAGGAGUCGGUGACAGCUGAAAACUAUAUGAUAUUCAAUGCUUUUGAUUCAGGAACAACUGAGAUCACAUUUCUUAGUAUUCUCCAAUCUCCACUACCCAUCAGGUAUGUUAGCUGAAAAGAGUUGGCUUUAGGUCUUAGGUGAUUGACUAUCUCUUACUGGUUUUAUGGCAGCAAGCGAUCUUGUCAAAUGUGGUUAUGGUUAGAGGGCUUCUAGCAGAGAGAAAAGGAUUUACUUGGUAAGAAAAAUUGGUAGAUUCCAUAAAUAGAACAGCUUUUGAUGGAAUUGGAGCUUUGGAAGAGGCCCAUAUGGACUGUGAUGGUGGGGACCUUCAUGCACCCUGUGCAGCUUGCUGUUGGCUAGUCAAGCAAGAUAUGGUCAAAAGGUCGGCUUCAUAAUGCUGGGACUUGGGAGUAUGGGUGAAGAUGGGUCAUGUAGGGUGCAACCAAACUAAACUAAUUACCAUCAAACCCCCCCUGCCCUCUCAAAAACAAAAAGAAAAAAUAUCAGCACCACUCGUUGGUAAUGUAACACCGAGUUAUGAAAGGAGCUCCUUUUAUUCUAUGUGUCAAAAGAAGAGGUAUGGGCUUUGCAAGACAAGAUUCUUGAAGAGUUGAGUGCUGAUCAAAUUACUUGAUCCAAUGAGCGUCUAAUCCCUGAAUGAUGCCUGUUGAUGUGUGUUACAAUGGUGAGCAUAGCAGAAAGAUAGGCUUCCUGAUUGUGCUAUAAAUGAGGGCUGAGUGGUGAAUGUUUCAAAUGGCCCAAAGGAGGGAAGAUUGUGGUGAAAUGAACGGUUGCUGUGAAAGUAUGCUGUGCCAUCCAGGGCCUUCACAUGAAUCAGCAUCCCAUUCCUAUGCCAGUAAAUGUUCCAUCAUCAAUAUGCUUGAGAACUGAAAAUAUACAUUAGGUGUGCAAUCAAGAGUGAUCAUGAUCAUCUACAAGAAUCAUGCCCUUACUACUCGGGUUUGGCUUUAUGGAAUACUUUUCUCCAUCAGUUCCCUAUGGAGACGUAUCUUAAUCACCUUAACAGUGACUUCUACUGCAUAUCAUGCUUUGCUCUGAAAUACAAAAUCAACAGGUGAAAUCAAUGCCUGCCUUUUUUCACAUAUAAUGGAAGACAAUAAAUGAGUGGUCUGCGCAAGUUGUCCAACGGGAUCACAUUCUUAUUGUAGUUGCUUGCAUUUUGGUGGUCAAUGGAGCAUGUAGAUAUUCAUAGUUGCUUUUUGUUAUGGGUCUCGGUUGGGCCCUUACCCGCAACAAACUCUAUUUAAAUAUAGAUUGCCGUUCUUGUUCAUAAGUAGAGAUAUAAGGGGCAUCCUGGGCCCAUGCUUGUAACCAACCCUCACUUUUGGUGACAAUUGUAUAUUCUGUCUACAGGUGAAUUUGUUACACUCUGCAAGUUGCAGAAACUUAAAUUUUGUGUUGAUGAAUGAUGACAUGUGGUAGUGAUUUUGUU